GCCAACGGGAAUGGAUUAAUAAAAAUUUUCCCGCACUGAUUUUUCCACACGAAAAGCCCAAUAUUUGUGAUUAGUAACAUUUUAUCAAUCGCCCAACGAAUAUUUUGUGUCAAUUUAAUGAGAAUUUUUGUGCAAGUUUUAAUAACGUUAAAAAAGAAUCGGAGAGGGGCACUUUAAUUACGUGGAUCGAGUCAGAUUGCGAGAACCUCAUAGUUUUAGUGGACCAGGCAGAGGAUCCGGGUGGAGGCAGAGAUCAUUCUCUAGCAUCGAUUUGUCCACAAGUAGUGGUCGUUCCCGUGACUACAACGGCGGUUUUUACGAUUUGUACACACGCGUAGAUACUGGUCGUGAUUACGAGGAUUUCUAUGCUGUCAAUCACAAAGCAAGGAAAGGUGAUUCAAUUUACGAUCACGUAGAUCCGCUUUUCAAUUCUGGCGGCGUUGAGGCGUGCAGUCUGAGACGAACACGAAGUUUAGCUGUAAUCAGGGAGGAAACAUUCAAUGAUUUGCAAAUAAGUGGCGUACGAACGAGACGUUCACAAUUAAUACCACGAGCCAAACUUGUGGAUAGGAAUUUCUUUCAAGAGAGGUAUAAGGCAAAAAAGGACGAAGACGACGCGGCAAGUGCAAGAACACAUACAUCCCAGGAAUCUGAUGAAUUUUAUGCAAAUCUAAAGCGUCUGGACACAUCAACACAGCCCACAUCAAGUACAUGGCAGAAUGAGAAGAGUGAUUUAGAUAGUUUAGAUUCAAGCUACUUUAAAAAUUCUUCCCAUCAAGCAUCCCUCGAACUCAAUCGAGAUCAAUUAGAGGGCAAGCUUCUCGAGGCUGAAAUUGAUAUUCACUGUUCAGAACCAAGAAUACUUGCCGAUACAACAACUUCAAAUUCCGAUAGUGUCGAACACUGUCCUGUGGAAAUUGGAGACAAGAGUAACCUACCAGAAAUUCAACUCUUGGACGAAAUCCUUCAAACUGAAGAUCAAAAAAUUGCAUCACAAAAUAACACCCUUAAGUGGCUUAAAGCAAACGAACGUGAACAAGGAGAAGAAUUCCAAAACGAAUCAGUUCCAGAGGAGAGAUCAAAACUCAUUAUUGAACUCAAUAGUGACACUACAAAAUUCCGAGACGAUCUCAAGAGUGUAGUAUCUUACGAUUCCAUCUAUUUAUCAUCAGAAACUAGUGAUAGGCAAACAGUGAUUAAUGAGAGUUUAUGUGAUCCCCUUCCAGAGGUAACCAUAUCUUCAGGAGAUGGUACAAUUCACAUUACAGUAGAUGAUUAUGAUGAAGUUCUGAGUAGGAGUCAAUACGUUGAUCCACGAAUAGCUGAUGACUUGGACACACUCUACAGUCAAGUGAACAAGUCAAAACCUAAAAUUGUUGGUAUCGAACCUAAAAAUUCUGUUACGAACCUGACAACAUUCUCUGAUAUCUCCAAUCGUGGUACACUCGAAAGGUUAACAUUGCUUACAACAAAUCGUCUUCUGAACGACAACAAAGCUAACAGGGAUAUUCAGGGUAAACUCGUUGAGAACCACUAUUGCAGUUUACCGGAUAUCAAUAUUGGAAAGUGUCUUCGUGCAUCUGAGCGAAUUGAUGCUAAAUUGAGGCUGUCGUGUGAUAUUGAAGAAGAAAAGACUAUUUACGACUCAAUAUCGCAUUUCGGAAGGGCACACAAACGACUCCGUCAACGUGAAAACUGCGAAGUUGUAGUACUCAAUCCAAUUUCAAUUGAAGAACAACCGAGAGAAGCACCUAGUAUUGAAGUUGAAACCCCAAUAAAGCAAAUUGAAGAUUCGGAUUCUACCACUGAAUACCUCAGUCAAUUAGGCUUAGACGGUGAAAACCAGCAAAAUUCAUUGGAUACCUUUUCAGCAGCAUCGGAUCAGGAGUGUUCAAUAGGGCUAAGUCAGCAAACAGCUUAUGCUGUGAACAUUGGUGGGAAGAAGGUGAUUGUUGACGAAGUAGAUAAAUUGCAUCUACAGGAAGCCGAAGAACGAUUACUCAGUCGAAAUAGUGUUAAACGCUCCAACAGUUUACGAGACAGUGAAGUCCUCAAGGGCAGUAUCGAAGAGCGAAAUUCCGAGAUAAAAAUUUUCAUAACAGACACAAGUGGGGAGACAAAGGACGAAGGUGGAAAUUGCUGUAAUUUCACUCCACAUCCCAAUCCACCAUCACCACUUAAGGAACUCCCUGAAGAGACCACCCCCUGUGCCGAGGAAGAAGUUGAUUGCAAAACACAAGACAAUAUAUCAGAACAGUCAGAGGAGGAAGUUUUCAAUGCACGUCCCAUAAAAGUAGUUGAUGAGGUGAAGUCAUUGAAUGAUAAGAGUUGUCAGAGUGUCAAGGAGGAUUGUCUAAAGUCAAAAGUACUCAACGGAAAGCGCCAAGUGGAAAUGCCUCGUCCGCAGAUUCUGCAUAUUGUGGAAUCAACCAAGAAAACAAAACCAACGGUGUCUUUCAAUCUGCAGCCACCUAAAGUGGAUCCACCACCACCUCCACCCCCUGAACCCAAUCCCGAUGAAAUUCAACAGGAAUUUCACGACAAAGUCGACUCAAUUCGUUGCUAUUGGUCCAAAUUGGCGACAUCCAGUGAUGGGGAAGAUACACUACCCGACAGUGACACACGAACCAAAGAUGAAAAUCACAAUUCUAAUGAAGUGCCUCAACUGACGUCAGUUGAGAACAUUGUAAAGACGAUUGAGGGUGAUGUUGGUGAUAAGAAGGUAUUCAAUUCGGGCAAAUUCAAUGGGGAGAAGAGUUUCUGUCCCACUGUAGAAAUCAUUGAGCUGGACGGCAAGACACAAACGGCCGUAGUUAAGGCCAAAAGUGCUGACAAUGAUUUUGAUCAUGUACGAUAUAAAGUCAUGAAAUCGGACACUUUUCAGAAGAAUCUCCUAACACAGUCACGUCGUGAGGCACAAUUUGACGGAUUGAUGCAAUAUCUUCAAGAUUAUAGUUUUCAGUUUAAUCUGCAGGAAUUGCUGGCGAACAAUAAUGUGGUGAUUAUUGAGCCCGUACGUACGAAAAUUGAGAAAAUCAGUGAUAAACCAGUGAAACAUCAUCGUCCGGCAUGUCGGAUAACAGGAGGUGCGGGCAAGGCAAAUGAAAAGGGUAAAAAUGGACUCAAGAGACAUUUCUUUUAUCACCCAGUUAGGGUAAACAAGGAAUUGAUUGAUGAGGAAUUGCCAACUCCCGACACGGUCAGAAAUGUACGAAAGCUCUUUGAGGGUACAUUGCGUAUGCGUAAGGAUCAUCCAAAUGGUGGUCACAAGGCAACACCCUCGGCUGCAAUUGGUGCAAAGCACACAGAUUGUCUGAGGAAGAAAACUCUGAGGUAUUUAGCUAUUGACACAUCAUACGACGAUGGUUCUGGCACCAUUAGGAAAUGGGACUCUGCUAGUCUUUCAAGUGGCAUCUCCAGUGGCGAUCUCAGCUCACCGUGUGAAUGUACAGCCACCACCGACCACACCGACACCCUCUUCACUACCGAUGGUCACAAAGUGAUCCACUAUUCCAGCGAAGAGAACCUCUGCGAUGAUGAACUUUGUGAUACACACUACGUAAGUCAGGAUGUUCUUGAGAAGAUCCGCGAACGCGGCUCAUCUGUCACAUACUACGGAGGACGAGUUGUGGACAAGAAGUCAAACAUCAGUCCAAUGACUAAGGCUAUUAUGCAGGAAAUUCGAGGAACACAAAUUAAAUGUGGUGCAUGUCAACCACAUAAUUGUCCCCAGACGGAAGAGCUAACAGCCAAAUUUCAAAGAUCCGACAACAAUUAUCUCGGUGUUAAAUUCAAACUGGUAAAGUCAAACAGCUGUAGUAGUCGCCUUGAAUUAGUGGGUACCGGAAAACUCAAUUCAAAUCCACCAAAAGCGAAGUUAUCGAUGGAUCAAGAACGAUUGCAGGAGAAUGGUGAAGAAUCAUCGGACAUUGCUGAGGGUGAGCAGUCUGUGAGGACGAUAGUUGAACGUCUAGAAACAGGAGCCAUUCACCAAAAGCCCGUACCACGAAUAAUUGAAUCUAAGUGCAUUGAAAAAAUUGGCAGUGACGAUGGAAAAAUCAUAGCCCCAAGUGAAGCUACAACAAUGACCAUCAACAAUCAAUUGACAGAGGGUGGCAAAACGGGUGACCAUCGUCUUGGACCUGUUGAACUCAUCACUCAAGUCACCGUGAAUAAUCACAUAAGCUUCUGUAGUCCUUCAGCUUCCAUCUCAAGUAACCAGCAUACAACACAGUCAGCUACACCAUCUAGAGAAACGACAAAGACCACAAAAGUCUGUCGCAAUAAGAAUGUGGAUUUAGCUUUUACCAUGAGUAGUAGCAGCACCCAGAAAAGUCAUCCAACACCAAAGCCAACAAAAGACAAGGAGAAUCAUGCCAAAAAAGCUUCUCAAUCUCUCGAAAAUUUAGUCAAUGGACGCAAUGAGCAGACUUUUCGGGACAUCAAGGGUACACCCAGUGAAUUCAGCAAGGCCAAGAUAACCUAUCGCCAGCAGAAAUCCCAUUCAAUUGACAAUGAUUCAACAUCCCAAUCCAAUGGGCAAGUUGUCAUGCGAAGAUUUUCCGAUCACAUCCUCUACGACACCAACAAAAAAGACAGUGUUGAUGCCCAGAAUCAACCUCAAGAAUUAAAUUCCGCACAACCUACACAAUCACUGGGAAAUCUCCAGCAAUCCCCAACCCAGCAUAAAAUGGUGAAAUGGGGUACACUGAAUAAAUUUGAUGAGAAGAACUACGUCACAAAUGAUGUUAAAUUGAAGCAAAAGAAAAAGUACGAUGAAAUGGAAUUUGAGGAAUUCGAAGUACUAGACUCCAAUGGUGAAUGUUACGACAGUCUUAACAGUUGCAAAUGAGCAAUAAAAAAAAGCUCUUCAUUUUUUCCCUACCAUGCUCCUACGCAUAAAAAAACCAACUCGUGCCCGCAUAUCCUUCAUCAUUUCUCAUUAGCAUCAAUCACGUCACAUUAUCCUUCAUUCUUUUUCAUCUAAAGUUAUAAAAAAUAAAUUAAAUUUAAGAAAUUGUAUGAACUCUUCUCAAGAACAAUUUAGAAAUGAUUAAUAUUGGGAGGAAAAGAAUUAAUCAAAACGAAAUGUAUCAGUAUUUCUAUCUCUAAAUUUAACCCUUAUCAUCCCCUGUUUUCCCCAAAUACUCCUUUUACCUUAAUUAUCAUUUAAAAAAAAAAGAAACAAAAUCACAUUAGAAUAUUGCAUAAAAAUAUUUCGGUUGUGGUUCAUUGUUCUCCUCAUCUUUCCAUUCAAGAUUAAAUAUGCAAUAUACCAAUUUAAUCUCUUAUUCCUUGUCCAAAAAAAUUAUGUAUAUUAUUGUAUUUCUCAAAUAAGGAUUAAUAAAUUUUACCAAAA
Messenger RNA from Phlebotomus papatasi, 5359 nucleotides. RefSeq names its product protein javelin. The transcript is spliced from 7 exons. Lineage: Eukaryota; Metazoa; Arthropoda; Insecta; Diptera; Psychodidae. The record is from RefSeq and is a predicted model, not a curated record. Bases 2393 to 4852 code for a protein of 819 amino acids.